Fonsecaea erecta is the source of this 1170-nucleotide messenger RNA. RefSeq lists its product as hypothetical. The transcript has a single exon. Lineage: Eukaryota; Fungi; Ascomycota; Eurotiomycetes; Chaetothyriales; Herpotrichiellaceae. The record is from RefSeq and is a predicted model, not a curated record. Bases 1 to 1170 code for a protein of 389 amino acids.
AUGGCCAUGAAGAGGCUGAACCUUGUCAGCCUUGCUGCCUCACUUUUCGUCGCCUUGACCCAGGCUGGAGAUGGCGGAGACAGCGGCUGGGGCUCAAGCUCCUGUGCCACUGUUUACUCUACCGUGUGGUCUGUGUCAACAGAGUACGUACCUACCACAACGACCGAGGAGAAGACGAUCUACUCUACCGAGACCGACUACGUGACAGUCACUACAACUGACACAGUCUAUGUCACGGACACAACUAUCCAGAUAUCGGUCCAGCCAACUACCAUCGUGGACGUGGAAUCGACCACCAUUGUCGAAACAACAACCGUGGUUAGUCCAACCACUCUCGUGGUUCCGACAACGGUAGUGAGCUUGAGCACCGUCGUGGACAUUGAAUCGAGCACUAUCACGGACAUAGUCCCUACCACCAUCAUCAGCGUGGUUGCCACAACAGCAACAGUCUCGACAUACCCAGGCCUCGUUACCUGUACCUCGAGGAUCAUCAACCCCACUUAUACCCCCAAAGGUCCUCUACCCACCAAUUACCUCUGGGGAUGCGCUCCGGGCACAAUCUGUACUCCUCCACAGAUUGGUUGUAACUGGGAACAAAAUCCUCCGGCGGAUACAUACGUCUGUGCCCCCGAAGAAUGCAAGCCUGUUCCUGAGCUCUUCUUGCCAGCGAACCUCAGCUCUCUCUGGCCGAACCCGACCGAGACCACGUGCGCUUGGGAUGAAGCACCCCAGGGCUUCUUCCACCUCAACCCACAGCAUUUUGGACUCAGCUUCGCCAUCUUCGAUGUCUACGGCCAGCCACUUUGCCCGGCUCCGACGACGACGACGACUUGGGCUGAAUGGUCUACUCCUCCGCCGAAGCCUACAUCGACCUGGGCUCCUAAGAUGCCCAGACGUGGAAUAAUGGCCAACCCGAUCGCCGAGAUCGUGAGCCGACAGAACUUUCUCACAGCGCCGGCGCCGUGCUAUCGCAUCUAUGAUGCUGCAAACCAAGCUGGUCAAGCGGUGGGCCUGGUCUAUGACGAGCUCUGUCUCAAUGGCACAACAUUCCAGCUUGCCCUCACUCAGUGUCGCCAAUGUGCUCAACAAAAUGCUGGCAGUGCGACAGGCACAAACACCUUCCCAGAGCUUCAGAGUUACUUUCAAUAUUGCCAGACUCAUACUUCAUAA